Echinostoma caproni is the source of this 243-nucleotide messenger RNA. The record is from the annotation of a GenBank genome assembly. Lineage: Eukaryota; Metazoa; Platyhelminthes; Trematoda; Plagiorchiida; Echinostomatidae.
AUGAACAGGGAGCUUCAGAAGGUUAUGGGUGCCAUCCAGGAACAAGAGGAAGAAUUGAAAAGAGUUCAGAAAGUGGCAGAUAAGCUCGCAAGUGCGGUAGGAAGUUUGGCCAAACAAGCCGAACUGGCUAUGGGACGUAACCGCAAUGNGUUCUCGUCGAAUUCGGUAACUCGAGGUACAGGGAUAUGUUCUUGGCUGCAAAAGCCAAGAUCCAUGCUAACACAAAUUCCCGGGGAAGGAUAA